Messenger RNA from Suricata suricatta (meerkat), 1796 nucleotides. RefSeq names its product ethylmalonyl-CoA decarboxylase 1 (gene ECHDC1). Gene Ontology annotation, cellular component: cytosol. Gene Ontology annotation, molecular function: enoyl-CoA hydratase activity. The record is from RefSeq and is a predicted model, not a curated record. The transcript is spliced from 7 exons. The coding region runs from base 272 to 1195 and encodes 307 amino acids. Gene Ontology annotation, biological process: fatty acid beta-oxidation. Lineage: Eukaryota; Metazoa; Chordata; Mammalia; Carnivora; Herpestidae.
GCGGAAGAAGUUGCCUGCCUCUCGGCGUCCGGACGGCGUGGUCUUGGGGGCUGCACUUCCAAGUGUCAUUCAAGAAGACUGGAGCUUGUCGCUCUGUAAAGGACUUUAACGCUCCUCCAGACGAAUUACCAGCGGGGACCCGCCCGGGCCCAGCGGCACGUUCCUAGUGACGCCAUCGCGAAGGUCCACUGCCCUCUGCUGGGCGUGGGGACGCAGUGCCGAGCGCCGGUGACGGACUUGGCGAGGAAGAGAACCCAGCCUGUAAUGAGGAAUGGAAUUGACACUGGAAAUGGCAAGAAGUCUUUUGAAGACAUCAUCUUUAUCUAUGAGGACAAAAUUACUACAUCAAACGGGAUUGACACUUUACAAUACAUCCCAUGGGUUUCAUGAGGAAGAAGUGAAAAAAAAACUUGAGCAGUUUCCUGGUGGAUCCAUUGACCUUCAGAAGGAAGACAGUGGCAUUGGCAUUCUUACCCUGAACAAUCCAAGUAAAAUGAAUGCCUUCUCAGGCGUUAUGAUGCUACAACUUCUGGAAAAGGUGAUUGAAUUGGAAAAUUGGACAGAGGGGAAAGGUCUCAUUGUCCGAGGGGCAAAAAAUACUUUCUCCUCAGGAUCUGAUCUGAAUGCUGUGAAAGCACUAGAAACUCCAGAGGAUGGAAUGGCUUUAUGUAUGUUCAUGCAGAACACCUUAACAAGAUUUAUGAGACUCCCUUUAAUAAGUGUUGCACUGAUUCAGGGUCAGGCCAUAGGUGGAGGAGCAGAAUUUACUACAGCAUGUGAUUUCAGAUUAAUGACGCCAGAGAGUGAGAUCAGAUUUGUCCACAGAGAGAUGGGCAUAAUUCCAGGCUGGGGCGGUGCUACCCGCCUAGUUGAAAUAAUUGGCAGCAGACAAGCUCUCAAAGUGUUAAGUGGGGCCCUCAAACUGGAUUCAAAAAAAGCUUUAAACAUAGGCAUGACUGAAGAGGUCCUGCAGUCUUCAGAUGAAACUGAAUGUCUAGAAGAGGCACAAGAGUGGCUAAAGCAGUUUAUCAAAGGGCCACCGGAAGUAAUUAGAGCUUUGAAAAAAUCUGUUUCUUCAGGCAAAGAGCUUUGUUUCGAGGAGGCAUUACAGAAUGAAAGAGAUCUUUUAGGAACAGUUUGGGGUGGACCUGCAAAUAAAGAGGCUAUUGCUAGGAGAGGAAAAUUUAAUAAAUAAUUUUUAAAAAACUCCAAUAAAUUCAUAUUUGUAAAGUUAAAUAUUAAAUCAUAAUACCAGAAUUACUUUGAAGGCUACACUUAGAAUUUGAUUUAAUAAUUUCUUGAAUAUUUGAACUCAUUGACCUAGUUUUCAGUAUAUUUGGAUAAUUACCAAGUAAUCUAGAACAUUUGCCUAAAAUAUACAACAUUUUGAUUUAAAAUGAUCAAUUUCCAUAGUUUUAGCCCGUAACAAAAGACCAGUUUUUAAAAGGAAAAACCUCUCCACAGAACCUAUUCCUGGAUUAUUUUUCAUGGUCUGUGUUCUGUCUUACCUGGAGAUAAUUUACAAAAAUAACAAUGAAAUUUGCACUAAAGAACAAAAGUGGAAGAGGGGUCAAGGAACAAGAUAACAAGAGGUAUGGUUAGUCAUUUUCUUCUGCUUUAAGUAGUGGUAAUAGGUAGAGAAUUGGGGAGAGAUGCUGGGUUGGCUCAGUUAGUGAAGCAUGCGACUCUUGAAACUGGAAUUGAGUUGGAGCCUCAUGUUCAGUGUAGAGAUUACUUUAAAAAAUAAUGUUUAAAAAGAACUGAGGGAUGCCUGGGUAGCUCAGUCGGUUGAGCAU